This is a messenger RNA of Sinocyclocheilus anshuiensis, 2037 nucleotides long. RefSeq names its product methyl-CpG-binding domain protein 3-like. The coding region runs from base 129 to 947 and encodes 272 amino acids. Gene Ontology annotation, biological process: negative regulation of transcription by RNA polymerase II; DNA methylation-dependent constitutive heterochromatin formation. The transcript is spliced from 7 exons. Lineage: Eukaryota; Metazoa; Chordata; Actinopteri; Cypriniformes; Cyprinidae. Gene Ontology annotation, molecular function: methyl-CpG binding. The record is from RefSeq and is a predicted model, not a curated record. Gene Ontology annotation, cellular component: nucleus.
UCGACUCUCGGUUCUCAGAGAGUCGCGAGUCAGAAGCUCGUGAGGUGAGCGGAUCGAGAGCAGCGCCAGCGGCCGCCUUCGACCCUAAACAUUCACAGCUUUUCCUCCAGAGAGACUCCGGGAGAAACAUGGAGAGGAAAAGGUGGGAGUGCUCGGCUCUCCCAAAUGGUUGGAAAAGGGAAGAAGUGACCAGAAAGUCGGGCUUGUCCGCGGGGAAAAGUGAUGUCUAUUAUUUUAGUCCAACAGGGAAGAAGUUUCGGAGUAAACCACAGCUGGCCCGAUAUCUGGGAAACUCCAUGGAUCUCAGCUCCUUUGAUUUCCGCACAGGGAAGAUACUAAUGAGCAAACUGAAUAAGAACAGGCAGCGGCUUCGCUACGAUCACGGUCAGAGCAAGGGUAAACCUGAUCUGAACACGUCACUGCCGGUCCGACAGACGGCGUCCAUCUUCAAACAGCCCGUCACCAAGGUCACAAAUCACCCCAGCAACAAGGUUAAGACGGACCCUCAGAAAGCUGUUGACCAGCCCAGACAGCUGUUCUGGGAGAAAAAGCUGAGCGGACUCAACACUUGCGAUAUCGCAGAGGAGUUGGUGAAGACCAUGGAUCUUCCUAAAGGAUUGCAAGGUGUGGGUCCGGGUUACACAGAUAAGACGCUGCUCUCGGCUCUAGCGAGCGCCCUGCACACCAGCUCGGCUCCCAUCACGGGUCAGCUGUCUGCCGCGGUGGAGAAGAACCCCGGAGUCUGGCUCAACACCACACAGCCUCUGUGCAAAGCCUUCAUGGUGACGGACGAAGACAUCAGGAAGCAGGAAGAUCUGGUGUAUAACGUGAGGAAGAGGCUGGAGGAAGCGCUCAUGGCAGACAUGCUCGCACACAUAGAGGAAGCCACCAUCGAGGCCAAAUCUCUGAAGGAAGAGUCCACCGACGAGGAAACGGAGUCUGUAUAGCUGAAAUCGGUGGCGAUGGGAACGACCUGGACGACAGUAUUUUUCCUCCCCAAACCCAAAGACGCACUCAGACUCAGACUUGAGCUGAUCCUAUGCAGAAACCAGCCUUUCUUCUCCAACUCAACUGUGAAGAUUUGUUUUACCAUAACAUUUCAAGCAGUUUUAUUAAACCAAAUCCACUUCUAACUUGAACUUGUUUGAAGUGGAUUUGCUCUGUUUUUGUACAGUAUGAGCUUAAAGUUUGGGCAGGUUUGGGUUUCCAGCAUCACGCAGUGGGUUUGACUGAGUUUCAGUGCUGUCGGUAUGUUUAUUCAGACAUCGUAAGCUAAUUUCAAAUCAUGAACGUUUUUUUUUUUUACACAAACAAAAUGCCAUGUUUUUAUGACUGAUUCUGGAAAUAAUGUACUAGUAGUGCAUACUAGUUUGUGAUGGCUGGUACAAAUACGGUGCUCAAUUCUUCCUGGUUCCUUUAUAUUUUAGCUGUUGUUAUAGUGCUGUUUGAGUCUAGACAUGACAUAAGCUCUUACGUUGGUGCUUAGGUUUUUGUAUUCAUGAGUUUGUCAAUGCAUAGCUGAUAUCACAGUUAUUUUUUUAGUUGCAUCAGAUUGGAUCAAGCUGUUUGUGUUGCUGUAUGAAGCUGGUACAUUUGUCAUCAUUCACUGAUGCAGCGUGGUUUAUUAUUACGGACUGAAUGGUUACAGUACAGAAUGGCGUGUUAGUAGAUGGCGUGUUUUUCACUUACACUAAUUCUUCACACACCCAUGAUUGAAUUUAAUAGAUGAUUGACUCAUACCCUGAUGUUUUUUUCUUCGAAAUGUGAAAUAUAUUUGAAAUAUGCAGGAGAGGUGUUUUUGUAUGUUAUUGCAAGAAAGCUUAGAUGACGUUUUGAAAAUACAAACCUUGUAGCUGAAGGACACAUAAUUUUGUAAACUUGGAAAAUAAAAGUCUUUCAACACACGUCGGCACAUUCACGUUUUAUUUUAAUGCAAAUAUCUCAUCAUAUUUCAAAGAAAGCAAAUGUAGAGUCACAAACCUUUAUCACUAAUUAAAUGUUUCAUUUUAUACAUGUGUUUUUAUGUAUCAAUAUCUA